ACUGCCUCCUUUUUCUCUCAGGCUGCAUAUUAGCUGAAGGCCGGUGGGUCGCAGGGGACCAAACCGCGAAAAUGGUGGCCGCAAAGAAAACGAAAAAGUCGUUGGAGUCCAUCAACUCCCGGCUCCAGCUGGUUAUGAAGAGCGGCAAAUAUGUGCUGGGAUACAAACAGACUCUGAAGAUGAUCCGCCAGGGAAAAGCCAAGCUGGUGAUCCUGGCCAACAACUGCCCAGCACUGAGGAAGUCUGAAAUCGAAUACUACGCCAUGCUGGCCAAGACCGGUGUCCAUCACUACAGUGGAAAUAACAUUGAACUUGGUACAGCUUGCGGCAAAUAUUACAGAGUGUGCACACUGGCAAUCAUCGAUCCUGGUGACUCUGACAUCAUCAGGAGUAUGCCAGACCAGCAGCAGGGCGAGAAGUAAAGUCACGUUUU
Megalops cyprinoides (Indo-Pacific tarpon) is the source of this 433-nucleotide messenger RNA. Its product is annotated as 60S ribosomal protein L30. Gene Ontology annotation, molecular function: structural constituent of ribosome; RNA binding. NCBI's taxonomy places the organism in Eukaryota, Metazoa, Chordata, Actinopteri, Elopiformes, Megalopidae. Gene Ontology annotation, cellular component: cytosolic large ribosomal subunit. The record is from RefSeq and is a predicted model, not a curated record. Bases 72 to 422 code for a protein of 116 amino acids. The transcript has 5 exons.